Messenger RNA from Eupeodes corollae, 816 nucleotides. RefSeq lists its product as uncharacterized. The record is from RefSeq and is a predicted model, not a curated record. The coding region runs from base 1 to 816 and encodes 271 amino acids. The transcript has 5 exons. Lineage: Eukaryota; Metazoa; Arthropoda; Insecta; Diptera; Syrphidae.
AUGGUGAAUCAAAAAGCAAUUCAUGAAUUAUUCUACAAUCCAAUUUCGAAUACGGGUUAUUUGGUAAACAAAAUUAAAAACAUCAACGUAAAGCGCCAUAAAUGUGAUGGCACGUAUGGCCAAAGCAAAUCAAUAAAAUUAAGUCAAUCUCUUGAUGUGACUAUCGAAAACAUUGUCUUAGAGCAAGAAGACAAAGAGUUUUUUGAUAAUUGCUUGGCGGUUGAGCAAGAAGAAGCAAUCAAAGAACGCCUUUUGAAAACGUUGGAGGCGAGGAAAAAUAUAUUAAAGAAAUCGAUUGACAUAUUUAAGGAAUUUAAAUUUUUCACAUUCAACAGCAAUUUGAUUUUAUACGAUUUUUCCAUUCGUUAUCCUGGGACAGAGCAACUCUUUUUAAAUCAGUGGAAAAACUAUGCAAAUGUAGCUAAAGAAAUUUUUGUGGAAUUAUUUGAAGAAAAAAGCAUUAAGGAAAUAGGAGAUUGGAAUCAGGAAAUAUCAUCAUUCCUUUUGUUGCUCCGCAUGCUUCCAUCCACUUCUCAAGGCCCAAAAUCAAGAGAAAAAAAGAGAUCAAAUUUUGAAAACUCGAUCCCGAAACUCAUUAAGUUCGAACAUCUUAACACCCCAAGAGAAAAUUAUGAUCUCUCAGAAAAGCAGCCCCACAUAAUAGCAGUUGGAGCCAACAAACAAGCGGUUUCACAGUAUUUGAUUGUUUUCGACAAAACCAUUUUACCCUGUGCAAGUACUUAUAAUUUUUGUCAAAUUUUUGAUCUCUAUUUUAAAAUAUUUUACGUUUUCAAUAUUGAAUUCGACUAUAGUUAA